AGGCCUUUUAAAAAGCGGACUUAAAAGUUGCUGGCAAUGCAUUCCUUCUCAAAGUGGAGAGCAAGCGCUCGUUGAAAUCUAGGUGACCCGGGUCCUCUGCUCGGAGAGCCAGGGCAGGGAAAGGGAGAGCCGUAGGGAAUCUGUUGGAAGACGGGGAGACAAAGAUAGGGGAAUGGUGGCUUCCACGGGAAAAGUUGCAGAGACGCAGCCAAAGACCGUUUUCCUUCUCGCACGGAAAUCGAAAUGACUUUUAGUACCGUUGGCCCCCUUCAGAAUAACCCUGUGAAUAUUUCUCUUUGAAUUUUUCUUCUUGAAACUGUUAUUCAGCCUGCCAAAUAGACUUACAAUCAAGAAACCUUUUGGGGAGCGUUGUGGUUACGUUACUUCGAGUUGAUAAGCUUGGAAAAGAAUUGAGACUCCUGUUUACAUAUGUGAACCUAAAACUGCUUCCUUUUGUCAGGGAAGUAGUCUUUUCUGUGAUCGACCUCAGUCACUGACUUGAGAGAUGGUUUUGUGAAGUUCUAGGUGCAUACCGUGUUCUGCUAAGCCCCACCGACCCUACUGGAAGAUCUUGAGCCCUCUUCUGGAAAGGGGUGCCCAUCGUUGCUUUAUGGGGCAACAGCCUGGAAAAGUUCUUGGGGACCAAAGAAGGCCAAGUUUGCCUGCCCUGCACUUUAUCAAAGGAGCAGGGAAAAAGGACUCAUCGAGACAUGGGGGUCCACACUGUAAUGUUUUUGUGGAACAUGAAGCCCUACAGAGGCCAGUAGCAUCUGACUUCGAGCCCCAGGGACUCAGUGAGGCAGCUCGAUGGAACUCCAAGGAGAACCUUCUCGCUGGGCCUAGCGAAAAUGACCCCAACCUUUUCGUUGCACUGUAUGAUUUUGUGGCCAGUGGAGACAAUACUCUCAGCAUCACCAAAGGUGAAAAGCUCCGGGUCUUGGGUUAUAAUCACAAUGGGGAAUGGUGUGAAGCCCAGACCAAAAACGGCCAGGGAUGGGUCCCAAGCAACUACAUCACCCCUGUCAACAGCCUGGAGAAGCACUCCUGGUACCAUGGGCCUGUGUCCCGGAACGCCGCCGAAUAUCUGCUGAGCAGCGGGAUCAAUGGCAGCUUCUUGGUGCGAGAGAGUGAGAGCAGUCCUGGACAGAGGUCCAUCUCACUAAGAUAUGAAGGGAGGGUGUACCACUACAGGAUCAACACUGCUUCUGAUGGCAAGCUCUACGUCUCCUCGGAGAGCCGCUUCAACACCCUGGCUGAGUUGGUUCACCAUCAUUCUACGGUGGCCGAUGGGCUCAUCACCACUCUUCACUACCCAGCCCCCAAGCGCAACAAGCCCACCGUCUACGGUGUGUCCCCCAACUAUGACAAGUGGGAGAUGGAGCGCACAGACAUCACCAUGAAGCACAAGUUGGGCGGAGGCCAGUACGGGGAGGUGUACGAGGGCGUGUGGAAGAAGUACAGUCUGACCGUGGCCGUGAAAACCUUGAAGGAGGACACCAUGGAGGUCGAGGAGUUCCUAAAGGAGGCUGCUGUGAUGAAGGAGAUCAAGCAUCCUAACCUGGUGCAGCUUCUAGGGGUAUGUACCCGGGAGCCCCCGUUCUACAUCAUCACCGAGUUCAUGACCUAUGGGAACUUGUUGGACUACCUGAGAGAGUGCAACCGGCAGGAGGUGAGCGCCGUGGUGCUUCUGUACAUGGCAACUCAGAUCUCAUCCGCCAUGGAGUACCUGGAGAAGAAAAACUUCAUCCACAGAGAUCUUGCUGCCCGGAACUGCCUGGUUGGGGAAAAUCACUUGGUGAAGGUGGCUGAUUUUGGCUUGAGCAGGUUGAUGACAGGGGACACCUACACAGCCCAUGCUGGAGCCAAGUUCCCCAUCAAGUGGACCGCACCUGAGAGCCUGGCCUAUAACAAGUUCUCCAUCAAGUCGGAUGUCUGGGCAUUUGGAGUAUUGCUUUGGGAAAUUGCUACCUAUGGCAUGUCACCUUACCCAGGAAUUGACCUGUCACAGGUCUAUGAGCUGCUGGAGAAAGACUACCGCAUGGAGCGCCCGGAAGGUUGUCCGGAGAAGGUCUAUGAGCUCAUGCGAGCAUGUUGGCAGUGGAAUCCCUCUGAACGGCCUUCCUUUGCUGAAAUUCACCAGGCCUUUGAAACGAUGUUCCAGGAAUCUAGUAUCUCAGAUGAAGUGGAGAAGGAGCUGGGGAAGCAAGGUGUGAGAGGGGCUGCUGGCACUGUGCUUCAGGCCCCGGAGCUGCCCACCAAGACCAGGACCUCCAGGAGAGCUACUGAGCAGAAGGACACCACUGACAUGUCGGAGCUGCCCCACACCAAAGCCCAGGGAGAGAGUGAUCCCCUGGACCAUGAGCCUGCUGUAUCCCCACUGCUUCCUCGGAAAGAGCGUGGGCCCCCAGAUGGCAGCCUAAAUGAAGACGAGCGCCUUCUCCCCAAAGACAAAAAGACCAACCUGUUCAGUGCCUUGAUUAAGAAGAAGAAGAAAAUGGCGCCAAUGCCCCCCAAACGCAGCAGCUCUUUCCGGGAGAUGGAUGGCCAGCCGGAGCGCCGAGGGGCCAGUGAGGAUGAUGGCCGGGAGAUCAGCAAUGGAGCACUAGCUCCCACCCCCUUGGAGGCAACAGAGCCCACCAAGUCCCCAAAGGCCAGCAAUGGGGCUGGCGUCCCCAAUGGAGCCUUCCGGGAGCCAAGCGGCUCAGGUUUCCGUUCUCCCCACCUGUGGAAAAAGUCCAGCACAAUGACCAGCAACCGGCUGGCCACCGGUGAAGAGGAAAGCUGCGGCGGCAGCUCCAGCAAGCGCUUCCUGCGGUCCUGCUCAGCCUCCUGCAUGCCCCAUGGGGCCAGGGACACAGAGUGGAGGUCGGUCACACUGCCCCGGGACCUGCCAUCUGCUGGCAAGCAGUUUGACUCAUCCACUUUUGGAGGACAUAAAAGUGAGAAGCCGGCUCUGCCUCGGAAGCGGGCCAGUGAGACCACCAGGUCUGAGCAUGUGGCCAAAGGCACGGUGACACCCCCUCCCCGACUGGUGAAGAAGACCGAGGAGGCUGCUGAUGAGGUCUUCAAGGAUAUGGAGUCUAGCCCCGGCUCUAGUCCUCCCAGCUUGACUCCCAAGCUCCUCCGUCGGCAGGUCACUGCCUCUCCUUCCUCUGGCCUCCCCAACAAGGAAGAGGCCACCAGGGGCAGUGCCUCUGGGACCUCUGCCUCCACUGAGCCAGCACCCCCGAGCAGCAGGGUAGGGCUCAGCAAGGCCUCCACCGAGGAGACCCGAGUAAGGAGGCACAAGCACUGCUCUGAUUCUCCAGGGAGAGACAAGGGGCGGCUGUCCAAGCUCAAGCCUGCUCCUCCACCACCGCCAGCCUCUGCGGGGAAAGCUGUGAAACCAGCACAGAGCCCCAGCCAGGAAGUGGCCGGGGAGGCAGGCAGUGCCACAAAGACAAAAUGUACAAGUCUGGCUAUGGAUGCUGUGAACAGUGACACCGCCAAACCUGGCCAGCCAGGGGAAAGCCUCAGAAAACCUGUGCCCCCGUCCGUGCCAAAGCCACAGUCAGCCACUAAGCCACCAGGGACUCCCACCAGCCCAGCCUCUACUCCCUCCAUACUGCCAGCAGCCUCCUCAGCCCUAGCUGGGGACCAGCCAUCUUCCGCUGCCUUCAUCCCCCUCAUAUCGACACGAGUGUCUCUUCGGAAGACCCGCCAACCCCCGGAGCGCAUCGCCAGCGGCACCAUCACCAAGGGCGUGGUUCUGGACAGUACCGAGGCCUUGUGCCUUGCCAUCUCCAGGAACUCGGAGCAGAUGGCCAGCCAUAGUGCUGUGCUGGAGGCCGGCAAAAACCUGUACACGUUCUGCGUGAGCUACGUGGACUCCAUCCAGCAGAUGAGGAACAAGUUCGCCUUCCGCGAGGCCAUCAACAAGCUGGAGAACAACCUCCGAGAGCUCCAGAUAUGCCCUGCAACAGCAGCCAGCGGCCCGGCCGCCACGCAGGACUUCAGCAAGCUCCUCAGCUCUGUAAAGGAGAUCAGUGACAUCGUGCAGAGGUAGCAGAAGUCAGGGCUUAUGCCAUCCGGAGCUACUGCAGUCCAUGAGGGCUCAUGUGCCUGUGUGUGACGGUGACAGAGGACCAGGGGCCUGCAUCUUGGCAGGGGCUCUGAGCCAGGUGGCCUUUCUACCUGCAUUGGGCACCAGCUGGCUUGCACCUUUCUUCCCCAUCCCAGGCACCCUGAGCCACCUCUCUUCUUACCUCCUCCUAUCUGUGGACUUACUGAUCUGUGACUGUAGCCAGCCUGCCAGGUGCCAGGGCCCACCAGGCUUACCCAUCAGUGCCUCAGAGCCAGCCCUCAGGCCAGCUGGGAAUACCCAGAGGACUGUGUUCCUCUCAGGAGGAGGCCCUGCUCAUUCUGUCUCUGUCUCUGUCUCUAUCUCUCUUUCUCUCUCUCUCUCCCUCCCCCUCCCCUCCCCCCCACGCACACGCAUGCACACACACACACACACACACGUGACCCUUUACUGGCCAUCCUAUACCUUCAAGCUAAAGGCCUGUCCCAGGAAGGCUGUGCUCACCAUUUCCUCAUGUAAAGGAAGCUGUUGAUCUGGAGGUUAUGGGGUGCUAAAGUCAAGGGCCCACAUGUGUGGGUGCUAAAGAUGGUGGAGCCUGGGAAAGUGCCGGCAGCCUGUCGCCUGUCCUCUACAUCACACAUGUUGUGCCCUACAGAUCCUGGAUAGGAAGCUUGAGCUUCACAGGUGACUGUCGCUAGCCGGCUGGGCACACAGGGCAAGCCCAGUGCUCCAGGAGGCCACUCCUUACUUCAAGGUGCCCCAAAAGAUAAGGGUUUCUGAGCAGUGUCCUUCCUCUCUCCUGUUCCUGAAGCCAGGUUGAUCCUCGGGCCCUUGUUUCUAUGACAGAGUCUGGCUUUCUGGUGUUGUGAGCUUUUCAAAGUCUGUGCAGAAAAGAGCAGACACCAGGCACAGCCAGGCAGGAAGAAAAGCCCGCUGGCCUGGGCCAUCCCCGGCCUGGCUACCCCUCAGAGCUGCUGCUCGACUGCCGUCACUGCUCAGCCCAGUGCUCCUGUGACUUGCCACAGCACAGGCAGGGUGGGGUAUAUUUUGCAGACUUGGCCAGGGCAAGCCUCCCUUCCCCAGGCAGUCAGCUGAGGAGCAAGAGGAGCACCUGCCCGGGUCUCAUACUGGGCCUGGAGAAACCCCUCCGUACUCCCUGCUUCCACACUGGCUGCUUUGCACAAGCCCCAGUUUUACACUAAUCACCUAGUCUCUGGAUUUAUUUUUCUGAUAGAGAUGGUUUCCUCUGUAUUGUUCUUCUAUGGUCUUCACAGCACAUCACCUCCUGGCCCCCAACGGCUGUUCCUCAGCCUGAAGGAGGCAGUGCCACACCGCCAGCGGCCUUGCAAAGCCAGAUGCCCUCCACACCCGACCGCCAUGUCCACGAGGUACUCGUCUGUCGUUGCUAACGUGCCACUAUAUUUUGCAUUUAUACUUUGGCAUUACGCUCUUUAUAGACUUGUUCUUUUAUAAAUGAUGUGUAAAUAGGGGCCACUGUGCUCUCACUGGAACAGUGCUGUUCCCUUUUUCCUUGGUCCAGUACAUUUUGUUUCUGUAUAUGACUCUGUUUUUUGAAUCCAAAUCUCUCCUCUGUAGUAUUUUUUAAAUAAAUAAGUGUUUACAGAAUUACUGACA
This is a messenger RNA of Nannospalax galili (Upper Galilee mountains blind mole rat), 5695 nucleotides long. RefSeq names its product ABL proto-oncogene 1, non-receptor tyrosine kinase (gene Abl1). The transcript has 11 exons. NCBI's taxonomy places the organism in Eukaryota, Metazoa, Chordata, Mammalia, Rodentia, Spalacidae. Bases 611 to 4045 code for a protein of 1144 amino acids. The record is from RefSeq and is a predicted model, not a curated record. Gene Ontology annotation, biological process: regulation of apoptotic process; protein phosphorylation. Gene Ontology annotation, molecular function: protein binding; non-membrane spanning protein tyrosine kinase activity; ATP binding.